Molecule: messenger RNA, 711 nt
Organism: Mucor mucedo
Lineage: Eukaryota; Fungi; Mucoromycota; Mucoromycetes; Mucorales; Mucoraceae
Exons: 3
Coding region: 1-711 (236 amino acids)
Source: RefSeq, a predicted model, not a curated record
AUGAUAUCUGCUCACGAACUCAAGGUGGAAAUCAAUGCCCCGCUUGCCCGUGCAUACGAUGUACCCAAUCUAAAAGUCGAUGGCACGCGAAUUAGUGCUUCGGCACGUUUGGCCAUGGCAGGCCUAAAUUUUACGAUAUACGCGAGUAACUACCACUUUGUCCACUAUAUGAUAAAAAACAUGCUGCCCGGAAGUUACCAUCGUGUAACUGGCGUCUUUUCUGCAUCCGCCUACAUCUCCCAGACCUCCACCAGGGCGAUGUUAAGCAUCCGUGUUAGCCCACCCUCCUUGCGCCCAUUACGGUGGAUCGUAGCACCACCCCCGCCGACGCCAUCCAAGUGGCGGAUUCGACCACCACCACCACCAACAACAACAACAACAGCAGCAGCACCACCACCACCAAAAAUCGCCUUUGCCGAAAAGCUCCUCUCCCUCUACGACCGUCUCCUCCAACAGGCGAUGAUCACUGGACCUGGUGCCGUUUCCCCUCCCGUCUCCAUCCAAGACGCAACCUUGGAAACUAGAAGUAGCUUGCGCCCCGGUACGAAAAAGACCACCGUCAAGGAAGUUGUCUUGGGCACGUACCCUGCAGUCAACAUGACGACCAAUAUCGAUGACUCGCCUCUCGUUGUGCCUCUCCCGCCACCUCCUCCAUCCCCCAAACAACAACAACAACAACAACACCAUGCACAAGAGCCAAUGCUCGACUAG